AUGAUGGACUUGCGGCUUCUUUCGGCCCUCGGGGCGCUGCUGUGCGUCUGCUGCAGCAUCGAGGAUGGCUCAGCUUUUACGUUCAAGACUUUCACGGGCACCGAAAUUGCCACAACUGCGAUCUCGACCACCGUGGUCGUGGAGCGUCCUUGUGAGUGUCGAGCUCUGUGCCGGGACGCAUGCGCUGCGGUAGCCAUCAGGCGGCAAUCGCGUAGCCGCUACCGCUGCUCCUUUACCGGACAAAGCAUCACUGACACCAGCACCGGCACCGACCUUUUGGUCCGUGCGCCUGACAGCAGGGUUUUCUAUAAACGCCAGGGAUGCCGACCCAACUUCUCGCUCGUGGACAACGUGGGCUGCAUUUACCUCUCCACCGUCAAACUGAACUUCACCGCCGCCGCUGCAUCCUGCCCCUCCGGCUCACAACUCUUCACCGCCAGCUUCCUGAUCGACUUCGACGCCAUGCGGAACUACUUACUGAAGAACUACCUUUCCUCUCUCGAGACUGCAUGGGUUGGACUUAGCCGUACCUCGAAUCCAAAAACUUGGGAAUGGUUGGGGGGCGGGACCAUUCCAUCCAUUCAACCUUCGCCCUACUGGGGCAAAUAUGAUCCAGACGGAGCAACGGAUUGUCCAGCAAUGCAUUAUAGUUUAUCAGCAGGCUACUUAUAUCAUUUGGCCGAUCUUGCCUGUGGCGAUAACCUCAAGUUUCUGUGUAAGCAGAAUUAAAUUCAGCUGUGCAAAAUUGAAUAAAAGCGUGCCUUCUGCGUACC
This is a messenger RNA of Hyalella azteca, 773 nucleotides long. RefSeq lists its product as uncharacterized. Bases 1 to 729 code for a protein of 242 amino acids. The transcript is spliced from 4 exons. NCBI's taxonomy places the organism in Eukaryota, Metazoa, Arthropoda, Malacostraca, Amphipoda, Hyalellidae. The record is from RefSeq and is a predicted model, not a curated record.